GAAAAACAAGAAGCAAUUAAUUGAUUCUUGGAGAGAGCAAGUGUUCUACGAUAGCAUAAAAUAAGCGCCAAAGAAGUUACCAUGGAUUCUCUCACUUCUAAUCUACAUGAAGAGAAAAGACAGCAGCUUUGUGCAUUGCUGGGGAAUGUAAAACUGAGUCUUCUCUACAAAGCAUCUGUUCAUGGAUAUAAUGCUUCUGCCUUUCACCAGAGAUGUGACAGUCAGGGUCCCACCUUGCUUGUAGCCUACAACAGCUCAGGCUACAUCUUUGGAGGAUACACUAGUGUAGAUUAUGCUCAAACUGGUCAGCACAUUGCUGAUGAGGACAUAUUCUUAUUCAGCUUUCAAGGCAAGAUCCCUGUCUGCAUCAAACUUAACAGUGGACAUAAUGCACGUCUUGAUGACUCUGGAGUGCCCAACUUUGGUCAACAAUUGUACUUUUGCUAUAACAACCAGCCAGUUGUGUUAAAUCAAGGAAAUAAUGCAUUCACCAUUAUUACUCUCUCAAUGUAUGGAAACGAUGCUCAGCUCAGUGAAUGUGAGGUGUACAAAGUGAAGCAGGUCCCUGAUGUCAGAGCUGAGGAGAAGCCAUGGAGGAAUGUGCAGUGGACAACAGAACGCAGAGGAGAACUUAUGGAAUUCAUCAAGAACCAUGAACCACUGAUGACUUCUGUGAGUCGGAUUCGAAUCCUAAUGAUCGGUCCUGUAGGUGCCGGAAAGUCCAGUUUCUUCAACUCCAUUAACUCCAUCUUCAUGGGACACGUGACCAGCAAAGCCAUGGCAGGAUCAACAAACACUAGUCUGACCACACAGUUUCGCACAUAUCCAAUAAAAGAUGGUCGUGAAGGAAAGCCAUUGUCAUUUGUAUUAUGUGACACCAUGGGACUAGAAGAGCAGUCAGGUGCAGGAUUGGAUAUUGAAGACAUCAGCAGCAUUCUUCAAGGUCACAUAUCAGACCGUUAUAAAUUCAACCCUGUGGCACCAUUUCAAUCUGAGCAAAAGGCGUCCAAACCUGCAUCUCUACAGGACAAGAUCCACUGUGUGGUGUUUGUGAUAGACGCCACCAAAGUCUCCCUCAUGUCCAACAAACUGGAGGAAAAACUUUCUGCCAUACGUAAAAAAGUGAACUCGCUGGGCAUUACCCAGAUCGUCUUGAUGACAAAAGUAGAUGAGGCAUGUCCCCUUGUAGAGAAAGAUCUUCAAUGUCUUUAUAUCAGUUCCUACAUCAAGACAAAGGUGCAGGAGGUGAGCUCUCGGUUGGGUGUGCCGGUGUCUUGUGUGUUACCAGUGAAGAACUACAGCCAGGAGUUGGAGCUGAACCUCAACUGUGAUGUUCUGCUGCUCACUGCUUUACAGCAGAUGCUUCGCUUUGCUGAUGACUAUUUGGAUGAUGUCAGUCCCAUACAAGACAACCAUUUAUAAAGUUGUAUUUAAUAUUGACUAUUGGGGAUAAAGGUAGGAAAGCAUUCUUUUAGAUGAGCAAACUUUUGUAACUUUAAGCCAGUUGAUUGUGAUAUUCUGGCUACUUCAUAGUCAAACAUGAAUGUGCAUGCUUUAAGGCCAAAACAUACUCCACGCAAGUACGUAAACACAGAAGCAAGCACUUUGCCAGAACAUUGCCAACACGUGUUUUGGUUGAACAUGCUUAACCAUUAAAUGCAAGACUGUUUUGACAAGCAUUAUUACAUACUUCGGGUCUUUAUUUAAUGGUUUGAUGGUUACUUUCAAAUGUCUGUGCCAUUAAACUGGACGUGCAAAUUUUUAGGUUGCUAUAAACAGUGUUGGGUAAGUUACUCUAAAAAAGUAAUUAAUUUGCGUUCGGUAGGUUUUGGCCUUAAUGGACUAUUCAGGAGAAGUCCAUUCAGGAAAGAGGUUUUUGAAUCAAAGCAAAAACUGUGAAAAUGAUGUAAAAUGUAAUGACUGCUAAUAAACAUGAUUGA
Messenger RNA from Xyrauchen texanus (razorback sucker), 1940 nucleotides. Its product is annotated as interferon-induced protein 44-like. Gene Ontology annotation, molecular function: GTP binding. The transcript is spliced from 8 exons. The coding region runs from base 82 to 1422 and encodes 446 amino acids. NCBI's taxonomy places the organism in Eukaryota, Metazoa, Chordata, Actinopteri, Cypriniformes, Catostomidae. The record is from RefSeq and is a predicted model, not a curated record.